This is a messenger RNA of Gasterosteus aculeatus aculeatus (three-spined stickleback), 2452 nucleotides long. Its product is annotated as protein Tob1. NCBI's taxonomy places the organism in Eukaryota, Metazoa, Chordata, Actinopteri, Perciformes, Gasterosteidae. Gene Ontology annotation, molecular function: transcription corepressor activity. Gene Ontology annotation, biological process: regulation of gene expression. Gene Ontology annotation, cellular component: nucleus; cytoplasm. The record is from RefSeq and is a predicted model, not a curated record.
CGUUGCAGGCGGGGGACGAGGCAUCGACACUCCCGGAGAGGCGGGAGCUACUCUGCAAGCCUGCUGGAAGAGGGGAGAGGAAAAAAUACAGAAAUAAGCUUAAAAACAGAAACCGAAGCAAACACCAAUCGUCAGAAAUGAACAUUUACUGGAUUACUUUUUUGUAACGUUGAUAACAUAUUUUGGGCGAAGUUUUCACCCCUAUUUGCACUAACUAACGGUACUUAAGAACAACUGCGAAUUGAAUCCUUUUUUUUGUUGUUUUACAGAAAAAGACAAUAUCAGAGCCUGUGGAGAACAUCCCUCCGCUACAAAACCAGCACUUUUUCCUUUCGAACCAGUUUCAUCCAAACACUGGUUGCUUUCGGCAUCCUGCCAGGAGAGCGCCUGUUUUGCCCGCCACGGAUAAACAAAGCAGCCCCAGUGGACGCGCUCAAGGUCAGACACACGUAAUCCUCACGCACCUGGGAAACGUCGGCAGUCAGCUAUGCAGCUCGAAAUCCAAGUAGCUCUCAACUUCAUCAUCUCGUACCUCUAUAACAAGUUGCCGAGGCGGCGCGUUAACAUUUUCGGCGAGGAGCUGGAGCGGCAGCUGAAGCAGAAAUACGAGGGACACUGGUACCCGGAGAAGCCAUACAAGGGCUCGGGAUUCAGAUGUAUCCACGUGGGGGAGAAGGUGGACCCCGUGGUGGAGAAGGCAGCCAAGGAGAGCGGCCUGGACAUUGAAGACGUCCGCAACAAUCUGCCCCAGGACCUCAGCGUGUGGAUCGACCCCUACGAGGUGUCCUAUCAGAUCGGGGAGAAGGGGCCCGUCAAGGUGUUGUACGUCGACGACAGCAACGACGGUGGCGCUGGCAGCGGGGGGCUCGAUCUGGACAAGGAGAUCAAGAACAGUUUCAAUCCCGACGCGCAGGUCUUCAUGCCCAUCAGCGAGCCCGCGAUCGCCGCCUCCCCGGGCUCCACCUCGCCCUCCCCGCCCUUCGGCCACUCGGCGGCGGUCAGCCCCACCUUCAUGCCCCGCUCCGCGCAGCCAUUGACCUUCACGACCGCCACCUUCGCCGCCACCAAGUUUGGCUCCACUAAGAUGAAGAGCAGCGGGCGCAACAACAACAACAACAAUGGCAGCAACAGCAACAGCAGCGCCGCCGGGAACAAGGUGGCGCGCACCUCUCCCACCAACUUGGGCCUGAAUGUGAGCAGUCUCCUGAAACAGAAAGCCAUCUCCACCUCCAUGCACUCUCUUUACGGGUUGGGCCUCGGCGUCCAGCAGCAGCAGCAGCAGAAGCCCUCGGCCCUGUCCCCCAACGCCAAGGAGUUUGUGUUCCCCAGCCUGCAGGGCCCGGGCAGCCAGAGCGCGCUCUUCCCCGGAGACAGCUCGCUCAGCCUCAGCCCGCUGCAGUACAGCAAUGCCUUUGACGUGUUUGCGGCCUACGGUGGCCUUAACGACAAGUCCCUUAUGGAUGGCUUGAGUUUCAGCUUGAACAACAUGCAGUAUUCUAACCAGCAAUUCCAGCCAGUUAUGGCCAACUAGUAGGCGUUAAGGUACUACUUAAGCUACUACACAGAAACGACCAGAGAUAAUGUGAUCGGGGACGGGGGGGGGGGGACAAAAACAAAUGCACAUAUUGCAAAAACAAAAACAUGUAAACGAAACCAGAAUGUCAAAGAGAAAAGGAAGAAGCGACUUGUCAGCUGUAAGAUCUGUGUAAUGAGUCGAAGAGCAUGAGCCCGAGGGUGAACUGCUUUGCCCCCUUGAGUUAUACCUUUAGUACAAGAUGUCCAAGCUUGGUUACCUAAACUUCAACAUGCAUCAUCGUCAUUUCUUUUGCCAACCAAGCACAAUUUUUUUUACGUGACUGUUUCAACAUAUAAAAAGAAAGACAAAAAAAAAAAAAUACUCCACCACAAGUCAUGGCCUCUUUCAGUAUUUAAACAGAACUGGACACCGCCAAUUUUUAAGAAAUUGGCCCAAAUAAGUGGAAUUUCCUGGUCUUUUUUCUAAUUGUAUAAUUUAAUUUAGUACAGAGUUUGUAAAAUAUCAGAGUAUCUAUUGUUUCUACGACAUGGUAUUGCAUUUAUAUCUUUUUACUACUCCAGUGAUCUGUGAUGGCUGCAGCAACUUUAUGUUUUCUUUUUUUAUUGAAAUUAUAAAAUGAAUCCAUCUUCGACAAACAUCGACUCUAUUCUAAAGAUUGUGUACAGAAUAUUCCGUAGUGGUGGGAUUUAAGAAUAUUUGCUUUUUUGAAAAAAACAUAAGAGUUGUAUUUUCUGUUUAAAGAUUUUUGCUAUAUUAUGGACAAAAUGUAAUCGUAUAUUAAUUUUGUACCUACAUUGUGCAAUACUUGAUAAAAAAACAAAAAAAAACGGUAUAACAAAGUAUUUGGAGUCAGUGUCUUACAUGUUAAGAGGGACUGAUAGUUUAUUAAGUUUGUAUUAAAAAGCUUGAAAAUAA